Manihot esculenta (cassava) is the source of this 1912-nucleotide messenger RNA. Its product is annotated as magnesium transporter MRS2-5. Lineage: Eukaryota; Viridiplantae; Streptophyta; Magnoliopsida; Malpighiales; Euphorbiaceae. Gene Ontology annotation, molecular function: magnesium ion transmembrane transporter activity. Bases 566 to 1828 code for a protein of 420 amino acids. Gene Ontology annotation, biological process: transmembrane transport; magnesium ion transport. The record is from RefSeq and is a predicted model, not a curated record. The transcript has 8 exons. Gene Ontology annotation, cellular component: membrane.
CUUGUUUUCCUCGACUUUAUUCCAAACGAGGUAAAAUGAUUAAGCAAACCAUAGGACUGUGGCUGGAUGAACCGAGUUGAGACUCGGAUUGAAUCCCUGGAACUUGUUUAAUGGUGGCUGUAAAAGCCUCGUAUUACUUUCUAUCCUGAACUCAAUCUCUUCUUUCUGUUCGGCAGAGCACACAGAUCUUAUUCUCUCAACCUUUUACCGGAGGUGCUUUAUCUACAUCUGAAUUAUUUCUCUCGUUUUCAUAAGUAGGUCAGAUCGAGGGGGUAGAUUGCUGGAUGUUGUUUAUUGGUGGAAUCCUAUUUUGGGCUUGAACGGUUUAGGUUUAAGUAUAUUUACUUAAAGGUGGGAGAAUGAUUCUUGCAUUUUCGCAGUGAAACACCUGAGAAUAGUUUCAAUUCAGAAAUGCAUAACGAACAUGGGUAACGUUGUUAAGAAUAGCUGUUAUAUGCAAUAUAUUCAAUGACCAACUCAUACGCAAAACCAUUAAUGAAUUCUGGUUCAGUUCCCCUCCUGGAAAAUCUGGGUUGUCACUUGACCAAGAAAAAUUCCAAGUCAAAUGGAGGAAUCUCAGGGUCGAGGUCUACGUUGUGAUCUUCCAGAUUCUGCCUUUCCUCACAACACUGGAAGGCUUAAUUUACAUGGGUAUGGAAAUGGUAUUUCUGGCUUGCCAGGCCUGAAGAAGAGAGGUCAUGGACAUGGAAGCAGAUCUUGGAUAAAGAUUGAUCAGAAUGGCGACUCAAAGAUUUUGGAGCUUGAUAAGGCUACUAUAAUGAAACAUUGUUCGUUACCUGCUAGAGAUCUACGACUAUUGGACCCCCUUUUCAUUUACCCUUCCACAAUUUUAGGGAGGGAGAAAGCUAUUGUGGUCAGUCUUGAACAAAUUAGAUGCAUAAUCACAGCUGAUGAGGUCAUCCUGAUGAACUCUUUAGAUGGAUGUGUAGUCCAAUAUGAGUCAGAAUUCUGCAAGCGUCUCCAGACAAACAAAGAUCAAGCUGAGGACUUGCCAUUUGAAUUUAGAGCUCUGGAAUUGGCUUUGGAGUUAACUUGCAUGUCUCUUGAUGCUCAGGUAAAAGAACUGGAAAUAGAGAUUUAUCCAGUGUUGGAUGAACUAGCAUCAUCUAUCAAUACUCUUAAUUUGGAACGUGUACGAAGACUCAAAGGCCAACUCCUUACAUUGACUCAACGAGUUCAGAAGGUGCGUGAUGAGAUAGAACAUCUCAUGGAUGAUGAUGGCGACAUGGCUGAGAUGUAUCUGACCGAGAAGAGAGAGAGGGCAGAAGCUUAUGCACUUGGUGACUCAUAUUUUCAAAAUAAUAUCUCAGGUGAGACCAGGGCAGUUUCAAAAUCUGCGCCGGUUUCGCCUGUGAGGUCAUUCAGUGGGGUCCAGCAACUGCAGAGGACGUUUAGCAGUAUUGUCACUUCAAGCAAACAUGGAAGCUUAACAAGUUCUUCCACUAAUGAAGAAAAUGUUGACCAACUUGAAAUGUUGCUUGAAGCAUACUUUGUUGUUAUUGACAACACUCUUAGCAAGUUGUUCUCGCUCAAAGAAUAUAUUGAUGAUACUGAAGAUUUGAUCAACAUCAAAUUGGGAAAUGUGCAGAAUCAACUGAUUCAGUUUGAGUUGCUUUUAACUGCAGCAACCUUUGUGGCUACAAUAUUUGCUGUUGUGACAGGAAUAUUUGGGAUGAACUUCGCUGCCUCAAUCUUUGAUUGUCCAUCUACAUUUAACUGGGUUCUGAUUAUAACAGGUAUUGCAUGUGUGUUCUUGUAUUUCUCUUUCUUGAUUUAUUUUAGGCACAAGAAGGUUUUCCCAUUGUAGAAUGAAUUAGAUUUUGUGGAGUAUUUUCAAAACUGAAUUAUAUUCAUUUUUAGUUGCAUUAAUUUGAUUGGUUUAAAUUAAUUA